AUGAUUUUCAGGCCAGCUCUUGUGGCCUGGGCCGCUUUGGCCUUGUUGGCUGCGUCGACCAUGGGGGCCGUCCCGGCGAGCGCAACCCCUGCCGUCUUCCCCAGCUCCGCCGCAGAACGCGGCCUCUCCCCGCGCGACGACCACCACCAGCAGGAGCAUCAGCUACAGCAGGAGCAUCAGCUACAGCAGGAGCAUCAGCUACAGCAGGAGCAUCAGCUACAGCACAAGAAGAAGAAGGACAAGGACGACGACGACUACGAAGACGACGACAAGCCCGCCAAGGACGCCGCCCAGGCCCCCGCCCAGACCGAGCAGAUGGCCCUGAAGUGCCUAAAAGGGUGGCGCGGGAUGCGCUCGAAGAUGCGGAAGAGAGCGAAAGAGUUCUGCAAGAAGUACGCGGGCGAUUCCAUCGAGUGGGGCAGCCAGAUCUGGUCGCAGGUCAAACAGAGGGAGAUCUCCAUCGUGUGGUACAUCUUCCACGUUGACAAUAAGGUCGUGAACGGCGAGGGCUACGGCGCUGCUAACAAAUCAUACUCGCUCGGCGAGGGCGAGUGCGUCGCAGCCUACAUGACCAUCAUCAAAAAGUGCAAGAAGGGCGGCUACCUCGAGGAGAGGAUCGGCAAGGCGGUCAUCCACUGGAGCAUUAACCCCAAUAAUAAGCAGUACUUCCCCGUGGGAGGAGGGCCGGUGAAGGACGGUGAUAACGGUCGCGUGCGUUAA
Molecule: messenger RNA, 720 nt
Organism: Diplodia corticola
Lineage: Eukaryota; Fungi; Ascomycota; Dothideomycetes; Botryosphaeriales; Botryosphaeriaceae
Exons: 1
Coding region: 1-720 (239 amino acids)
Source: RefSeq, a predicted model, not a curated record